UUCGACAUUAGAAACAACAGCAUAGACGUCUUUUUAACGACGCUAAAAAAAGUAGCCGAUACAUUUUGCCCCUUUCUUUUCCCACCAACUGCACCUGGUUUCUUUUUUUUUCUUCCUUCCUUUCUCUGUUUUUUACAGCCUUUUUCUCCUCUUCUCUCUCUCUCUCUCUCAUCUCUUUUUGUGUGUGUGUGUGUGUGUGUGUGCGCGCUACUUUUUUGUCUAUUUUAUUUUGCUCUUAAUUUCUUAUUAAUAUUGUUGCGAUGGAUCCGUGUAUCAUGGAAGAGAUUUCACCGCCGGCCACACCUCCUACCCUCAGUUACCGUUCCCCACAGCGAUCGAAACCGCCGUCAGUUGUGGAACUCCAAGUGGAUACCCAUGCUUCUCCAUUGGCAACGUCAUUCAUCCAUGACGAUCGGUUGAAUUACAUUAGCAAUGUCAAGAGUAUAUUCACACGACUGAGUGCACGACAACAACAGACGUUCAUUGCUGAAUUGCUCAGUUGUUGCGAUAACCAGCUGUUGGCUUUUGUAAAUACCCUGAUUGCUCCCAAGCUCAAGAUCGACUUUUUGAAACAGCUCCCUAUUGAACUGGCUCUGCACGUUUUAUCAUUUAUUGACGAUCCACAGACACUCGUACGGGCUUCCAGAGUGUCGUCGUUUUGGUAUGAGCUACUCAAAGACGAAACUACCUGGAAAGCGCUGUGUCUGAAACAUCAUCGACGUCGUCGUUCAUUACAAUUUCAACAACCGAUAUCCUACAGAGAAUACUUUCGACACAAACACAGCAUUGAAAUGGCCUGGCGAAAAAACACUGGGAAAAUCACCACCUGCACUAACCACGUUGAUUCCGGUCUGGUGACGAGUCUGCAGCUCGACAAACAAUUCAUUGUCAUUGGAUGCGACAACAACCGCAUCGAAGUGUUUGACAGUACCACCGGAAGACACAUCCGAAGUUUACUGGGUCACGAAGGUGGGGUGUGGGCAUUGCAAUUCAUCAGAACACUGGAUCCGGAACUUCAACAGGAGUAUCAUAUGCUUGUUUCCGGAGGUUGCGACAGGGAAGCUCGUGUAUGGGAUCUCGCUACAGGGCAAACACGUCAUGUCCUACGUGGUCACACGUCGACCAUCCGGUGCCUAAAAAUUUUGAACCCUACAACCUUGAUUACCGGUUCUCGCGAUACCACUCUAAGAAUCUGGGAUAUCGAGCAUGGUACAUUGAAGCAUGUAUGCAUCGGCCAUCAACUAAGCGUACGUUGUCUUGAUGUGCAUGAUCAUCGAGUCGCUUCUGGUUCCUAUGAUGCCACAGCAAGGUUAUGGGAUACCAAUACAGGAGAGUGUUUGCAUGUAUUUGUGGGUCAUCAUUCGCAAAUCUAUGCCAUUGUUUUCGAUGGUCAGCGCGUCAUUACGGGAGCUUUGGAUUCUACCAUUCGUGUCUGGUCAGCUGCUACAGGCCAAUGUCUCGCCACUUUGCAUGGUCACACCUCACUUGUCGGUCAUUUACAACUCUCGCCUACCGAUGCCUCUCUACUUGUCAGUGGGGGGUCCGAUGGUUGCCUACGUCUGUGGGACCUCAAUCACUAUGAAUGCAAGCACCGCAUCUCGGCUCACGAUAACUCUGUCGCUUGCUUACAGUUUGACGAUAAACGAAUCCUAAGUGGCGGAAACGAUGGCACUGUCAAACUAUGGGAUUUGGAAACAGGGUCUCUGAUUCGGUCAUUCACACAGCCGGCUAAAACGGUAUGGAAAUUGCAAUUCAAUGACACCAAAGCCGUCGUAGUCAUGCAACGACUCAAGCACGAUGGCAUUACGCAAACUACACAAACCGCUAUUGAACUCCACGAUUUUGAUCCACUGUAAAACUUCUAUCCGAUGAUAGUCCUCCAUCCUCCUGCUGUCUUUUUUGUUACUGUCGUUGUUGCUUUUUCUUUUUUCCUUGUAUCCUUGUUCAUUUUUUUUUACAAUCACUCAGUUUGUU
Radiomyces spectabilis is the source of this 1974-nucleotide messenger RNA. RefSeq names its product WD40-repeat-containing domain protein. The transcript is spliced from 3 exons. Lineage: Eukaryota; Fungi; Mucoromycota; Mucoromycetes; Mucorales; Radiomycetaceae. Gene Ontology annotation, molecular function: protein binding. Bases 261 to 1856 code for a protein of 531 amino acids. The record is from RefSeq and is a predicted model, not a curated record.